Molecule: messenger RNA, 849 nt
Organism: Yarrowia lipolytica CLIB122
Lineage: Eukaryota; Fungi; Ascomycota; Dipodascomycetes; Dipodascales
Biological process (GO): mitochondrion organization
Cellular component (GO): membrane; mitochondrion
Source: RefSeq, a predicted model, not a curated record
AUGUCCAACAGAUUAUUGGGAGUCCUUACAACCAUCGCCAUUCCUGUCGGUGUUGGCAUCACCUUGAUGCAGUCCGCCAUGUACGACGUUCGUGGUGGCUACCGAGCUGUCAUCUUCGACCGUCUUGCCGGUGUCAAGCAGAACGUGAUCGGAGAGGGAACCCACUUCCUCGUUCCCUGGCUCCAGAAGGACAUUAUCUUCGAUGUCCGAACCAAGCCCCGAAACAUCGCCACCACCACCGGAUCCAAGGAUCUGCAGAUGGUUUCUCUGACCCUGCGAGUUCUGCACCGACCCGUCAUUUCCCAGCUUCCCCACAUCUACCAGUCUCUUGGUCUCGACUACGACGAGCGAGUCCUGCCCUCCAUUGGUAACGAGGUGCUCAAGUCUAUUGUCGCUCAAUUCGAUGCCGCCGAGCUCAUUACCCAGCGAGAGGUUGUUUCCGCCCGAAUUCGAGAGGAUCUUGUCAAGCGAGCCGGUGAGUUCAACAUUGCCCUCGAGGAUGUCUCCAUUACCCACAUGACCUUCGGAAAGGAGUUCACCAAGGCCGUUGAGCAGAAGCAAAUUGCCCAGCAGGAUGCCGAGCGAGCCCGAUUCAUCGUCGAGAAGGCCGAGCAGGAGCGACAAGCCGCCGUUAUCCGAGCUGAGGGAGAAGCCGAGUCCGCCGAGGCCAUUUCCAAGGCUCUUGAGAAGGCCGGUGAUGGUCUGCUCUUGAUUCGACGAAUCGAGGCCUCCAAGGAGAUUGCCACCACUCUUGCCCAGUCCAACAACGUCACUUACCUGCCCAAGGGAGGCAACGGAUCCAAUGGCGCUUCCUCUGGCAACUCUCUUCUUCUCAACGUCGGAAGAUAA